AGAUAUACACUGUAUGUGUGUGUCUGAAACUUGCAAGGGUUUAGUUUCAGGCUGGGAACACCGAGGUGGGCUGGAAAUUAAGCACCACCACAGUUUGACACUUGUUAAAAAUACUGUUGACUUCUUUUUAAACAACAAGACCCUCAAAAGAUUUUUUUUGUUGUUGUUGUUCUUGUUUUUUUUUUUUUUUGGCAAAGUAAUAAUAAUCAUUAAAAAAGAAACCCCAAUGCAAACUGAAACAGCCAUGUCUGGAGAAGUGCGCUUGAAGCAGUUGGAGCAGUUUAUUUUGGAUGGGCCAACUCAGACUAAUGGGCAAUGCUUCAGUGUGGAAACCUUGCUGGAUAUACUCAUCUGCCUUUAUGAUGAAUGUAAUAAUUCCCCUCUGAGAAGAGAGAAGAACAUCCUUGAGUAUCUAGAGUGGGCCAAACCUUUUACAUCUAAAGUGAAACAGAUGCGACUACAUAAAGAAGAUUUUGAAAUCCUGAAGGUGAUUGGUCGAGGAGCCUUUGGGGAGGUUGCAGUAGUAAAACUGAAGAAUGCGGAUAAGGUUUUUGCCAUGAAGAUACUUAAUAAAUGGGAGAUGCUGAAGAGAGCUGAAACUGCCUGUUUUCGAGAAGAGAGAGAUGUGUUAGUGAAUGGAGACAACCAGUGGAUCACAACAUUACAUUAUGCAUUCCAGGAUGAAAACUAUUUAUACCUGGUUAUGGAUUACUAUGUUGGAGGAGACCUGCUUACGUUGCUCAGCAAGUUUGAGGACAGACUACCUGAAGACAUGGCUCGUUUUUAUUUGGCUGAAAUGGUGAUAGCUAUUGAUUCAGUUCAUCAGUUGCAUUAUGUUCACAGGGAUAUUAAACCGGACAACAUUUUGAUGGAUAUGAAUGGACACAUUAGAUUAGCAGAUUUUGGUUCUUGUCUGAAACUGAUGGAAGAUGGAACGGUCCAAUCUUCAGUGGCAGUUGGAACACCAGACUACAUCUCUCCAGAAAUAUUGCAGGCCAUGGAAGAUGGAAAAGGGAAGUAUGGGCCCGAGUGUGACUGGUGGUCCCUGGGAGUUUGCAUGUAUGAAAUGCUUUAUGGAGAAACACCAUUUUAUGCUGAGUCCUUGGUGGAGACCUAUGGGAAAAUAAUGAACCACAAAGAAAGGUUUCAGUUUCCUGCUCAAGUGACAGAUGUCUCUGAAAGUGCAAAGGACCUCAUCCGAAGGCUCAUUUGUAGCAGAGAGCAUCGACUUGGACAAAACGGGAUAGAAGACUUUAAGAACCAUCCAUUUUUUGCUGGGAUUGAUUGGGACAACAUUAGAAACUGUGAGGCACCUUACAUCCCCGAAGUCAGCAGCCCCACCGAUACAUCAAACUUUGAUGUGGAUGAUGAUUGCUUAAAAAAUUCUGAAACAAUGCCUCCACCAUCACACACUGCAUUUUCUGGCCAUCAUUUACCAUUUGUGGGUUUCACAUAUACAAGUAGCUGUGUGCUUUCAGACCGCAGCUGUCUAAGACUGACAGCUGGACCGCCCUCCAUGGAUCUUGAUGCCAGCAUUCAAAGAACUUUGGAGGAUAGUUUAGCAACAGAAGCUUAUGAGAGGAGAAUAAGACGUCUAGAACAGGAAAAGCUUGAACUUAGUAGAAAACUGCAAGAGUCCACCCAGACAGUCCAGGCUCUGCAGUAUUCAACAGUGGAUGGCCCAAUAACAGCAAGCAAAGAUUUAGAAAUUAAAAGUUUGAAAGAAGAAAUUGAAAAGUUGAAGAAACAGGUAACAGAUUCUGGUCAGCUAGAACAGCAACUUGAGGAGGCCAGCACUGCAAGGCGGGAGUUGGAUGAUGCUUCCAGACAAAUAAAGGCUUUUGAGAAACAGGUCAGAACUCUGAAGCAAGAGAGGGAAGAUCUUAAUAAGGAACUGGCAGAGUCUAGUGACAGAUUAAAAUCCCAAGCCAAAGAGCUGAAAGAUGCACACAGCCAGCGGAAAUUGGCAAUGCAGGAGUUCUCAGAGAUGAACGAGCGGCUGACAGACUUGCACUCUCAAAAACAAAAGCUUGCCCGCCAGCUCCGAGAUAAGGAGGAAGAAAUGGAAGUGGUGAUGCAAAAAGUAGAAAGUUUAAGGCAAGAGUUACGCAAAACAGAGAGACUUAAAAAAGAACUGGAAGUCCAAGCCGAAGCUGCAGCUGCUGAGGCAUCCAAAGACAGGAAACUGCGAGAAAGGAGUGAACAGUACUCUAAACAGUUGGAAAGUGAAGUAGAAGGUCUAAAGCAAAAACAGGUUGGUCGUUCACCUGGGGUCAGCAGUAUAGAACACCAGCAAGAGAUCACUAAAUUAAAGGCAGACCUGGAAAAGAAAAGUGUAUUCUAUGAAGAGGAACUAUCUAAACGUGAAAUAAUGCAUGCUAAUGAAAUAAAAAGUCUGAAGAAAGAACUACGGGAUGCAGAGAGCCAGCAGCUUGCCCUCAAGAAGGAGAUCAUGAUUUUGAAAGACAAGUUAGAGAAAACCAGGAGAGAAAACCAAAGUGAAAGGGAGGAAUUUGAAACAGAAUUCAAACAGAAGUACGAACGAGAAAAGAUUCUGCUAACAGAGGAAAACAAAAAACUUUCAAAUGAACUUGAUAAGCUCACCACCAUGUUUGAGAGGCUGAGCAUGAAUAACCGGCAGCUGGAAGAAGAGAUGAGAGACCUGGCUGAUAAAAAGGAGUCCGUGGCCCACUGGGAGGCCCAAAUUACUGAGAUCAUCCAAUGGGUAAGUGAUGAAAAAGAUGCUCGAGGUUAUCUUCAAGCCUUGGCCUCAAAAAUGACAGAAGAACUAGAGGCCCUGAGGAACUCCAGUUUGGGUGCAAGAGCUACAGACAUGCCCUGGAAGAUGCGCCGCUUUGCAAAACUGGAUAUGUCUGCCAGGUUGGAACUACAGUCUGCUCUUGAUGCUGAAAUCCGAGCCAAACAAGCUAUUCAAGAUGAGUUGAAUAAAGUCAAAGCUUCCUGUAUCUCUACAGAGUGUAAAUUGCAAGAAUCUGAGAAGAAGAACAUGGAACUGUUGGCAGAUAUCGAAAGGCUGAAAAAGGAGACAGAAGAGCUUAGAUCAGAAAAGGGUGUAAAGCACCAAGACUCACAGAAUUCUUUCUUGGCAUUUUUGAAUGCGCCUACCUCUGCUCUGGAUCAAUUUGAAAUUGAUUCAGUUGAGAAUUUUACAUUAUCUAAUACUCCAUCACGGGAUGAAGACAGCAAGUCUCACCUCCAUUCAAGAUCAAGGUCUCCUUCUACAGCUAGUGAGAUUGAACCAAUUGAGGUUACAGAUCAUCCUCCACGUUCAAUUCACACACCAACCAUGAGGACAGCAUAUAUUGGAUCGGGACUCUCUGCACCAAAGCCUAAAGCCCACCAGUUCGUAGUGAAAUCAUUUAAUACACCAACAAAAUGCAAUCAAUGCACGUCUCUGAUGGUCGGUUUAAUACGACAGGGCUGCACUUGUGAAGUGUGUGGAUUCUCUUGCCAUGUGACCUGUGCAGACAAGGCUCCUGCAGUGUGUCCAAUCCCUCCCGAACAGACUAAGGGGCCUUUGGGAAUAGAUCCACAGAAAGGCAUAGGAACAGCUUAUGAAGGACAUGUCCGAGUACCAAAACCAGCUGGAGUCAAGAAAGGUUGGCAGAGAGCUCUGGCAGUGAUCUGUGAUUUUAAACUCUUCCUAUAUGAUGUAGCAGAAGGAAAAGCAUCCCAGCCCAGCGUGGUAGUGAGUCAGGUCAUAGACAUGAGGGAUGAAGAAUUCUCAGUGAGUUCUGUCUUGGCCUCGGAUGUCAUCCAUGCAAAUCGAAAAGAUAUCCCCUGUAUCUUUAGAGUCACAGCUUCCCAGCUCUCUGCAUCCAGUAGUAAGUGUUCAAUCCUGAUUCUAGCGGACGGUGAGAACGAAAAGAGCAAAUGGGUAGGCGUGCUGAAUGAAUUGCAUAGGAUCUUGAAGAAGAACAAACUCAAAGAUCGCUCGGUUUAUGUUCCCAAAGAAGCUUAUGACAGCACCUUACCCCUCAUCAAAACAACACAAUCAGCAGCAAUCAUAGACCAUGAAAGAAUAGCUCUGGGGAAUGAAGAAGGGUUAUUUGUUGUGCAUGUCACCAAAGAUGAGAUUAUCCGUGUUGGUGACAAUAAGAAGGUUCAUCAGAUUGAGCUUAUCCCAAAUGAACAGCUCAUUGCAGUAAUCUCAGGACGAAACCGUCAUGUGCGGCUUUUCCCUAUGGCUGCCCUGGAUGGAAGGGAGACUGAGUUUCAUAAGCUGGCAGAGACAAAAGGCUGUCAGUCAAUAGUUUCUGGACACGUGCGCCAUGGAGCUCUUACCUGCCUGUGUGUAGCUAUGAAAAGGCAGGUCCUGUGUUAUGAACUAAAUCAGAGUAAGACACGUCACAAAAAGAUGAAGGAGAUCCAAGUCCAGGGGAACGUCCAGUGGAUGUCAAUCUUCAGUGACCGUCUUUGCGUGGGCUACCAGUCAGGUUUCUUAAAAUAUUCCCUUCAUGGAGAAGGCAGCCCAUACAGUCUACUCCAUCCAGAUGACCACACACUAUCAUUUAUCUCACAGCAGCCAACUGAUGCCAUCUGUGCGGUCGAAAUCUCAAAUAAAGAGUACCUGCUGUGUUUUAGCAGCGUAGGGGUUUACGUUGACUGCCAGGGCCGAAGAUCUAGACAACAAGAACUGAUGUGGCCCGCAACUCCAUCUUCUUGCUGUUACAAUGCACCAUAUCUCUCUGUGUACAGUGAAAAUGCAGUUGAUAUCUUCGAUGUGAACUCCAUGGAGUGGAUUCAGACAAUUCCUCUCAAAAAGGUACGACCCUUGAACACAGAAGGAUCACUAAACCUUUUAGGCCUGGAGACAGUUAGAUUAAUAUAUUUCAAAAACAAAAUGGCAGAGGGUGAUGAACUGGUAGUUCCUGAGACAUCGGACAACAGCCGGAAGCAAAUGGUUCGAAACAUCAACAACAAACGCCGUUAUUCAUUCAGAGUACCAGAGGAGGAGAGGAUGCAGCAGAGGAGGGAGAUGCUACGCGAUCCGGAAAUGAGAAAUAAAUUAAUUUCUAACCCAACUAAUUUUAACCACAUAGCACAUAUGGGUCCAGGAGAUGGUAUACAGAUUCUCAAAGACCUUCCAAUG
Molecule: messenger RNA, 5113 nt
Organism: Pterocles gutturalis (yellow-throated sandgrouse)
Lineage: Eukaryota; Metazoa; Chordata; Aves; Pterocliformes; Pteroclidae
Gene: CDC42BPA
Product: CDC42 binding protein kinase alpha (DMPK-like)
Exons: 34
Biological process (GO): peptidyl-threonine phosphorylation; actomyosin structure organization
Cellular component (GO): cytoplasm; cytoskeleton; actomyosin
Molecular function (GO): protein binding; ATP binding; protein serine/threonine kinase activity
Source: RefSeq, a predicted model, not a curated record